CUCCUCCUCCCCCCGUGGACCGGACCGCGGCGGACCCCCCAGGCCGCUCCUCCUCCUCCCCCCGUGGACCGGACCGCGGCGGGACCCCCCCAGGCCGCUCCUCCUCCUCCCCCCGUGGACCGGACCGCGGCGGGACCCCCCCAGGACCCCGGGCUGCUGCUCCCCGGGGAGACGGUGGUGCGCGAGGGCAAAGCGUCCAUCCUCUUCCCCAGCGCCAACGAGGUCUUCUACAACCCGGUCCAGGAAUUCAACCGAGACCUGACGUGCGCCGUGAUCACGGAGUUCGCCCGAGAGGUGCUGGCCCAGCGCGGGGUCAGGGUGGAGGUGUCUGGGGAGAGGGAGCCCGUGGUGGUGUCCCUGUCGGAGGAGCAGACAGGUGCGGAGCCGGAGGAGCAGACAGGUGCGGAGUCGGAGGAGCAGACAGGUGCGGACGAACGAAACGAAGAAACAGAGGAGACGAACGGAGGAGCGCGGCCGGUGCAGACGGCGAGAGCAGGAGAGAAAUGUGAGGUGGGUCUGCGUGUCCUGGAGGGUCUGGCGGCGUCGGGUCUUCGCUCGGUCAGAUUCGCUCUCGAGGUCCCUGGUCUCCGCAGCGUCACGGCCAACGACUUCUCGGCCAAAGCCGCCGCGCUCAUCGCCCGAAACGCCCAGUACAACGACGUGAGCCACCUGGUGGAGGCCAGCUGCAAGGACGCCAGUUUGCUGAUGUACGAGAAGCGCGGGAGGAAAGACCGCUACGACGUCAUCGACCUGGACCCGUACGGAAGCCCCGCCCCUUUCAUCGACGCCGCCGUGCAGGCCGUGAGCGAAGGAGGUGAGGCCGGCUUCCCGUUCGCGCCAAAAACACCUGGAGUUUUGUUUUGUUUCAUUCACACGUGUUUUAACGCACAAACACUAAACAACAAACCGACAACAUUCAGUGUGGAGGUGUGUUUCACCGUCAGAGACGACUCCAACCCUCAGUCCAGACGGAAACAUCUGACUCGCUUCCAGGAAAAUCCUCAGGCCUUUUGGGGCCCCAAGGCCCGCGCCAAAGCCGGAGGAGGAAUCUCCACCGACCUGCAGGACAAACGGAAAAAGUUCCAGAACAAACGGAAAAUCACAGACUCUUCUGAACUCAAGAACUUCCCCUGUAAAAAGUUCAAACAGGGCACCUGUCAGUACGGGGAUCAGUGCUGUUACUCCCACGACCCGGAGCUCAAGGACCAGAACAAACCACAAUGAAACAAACCAAAAAAAAAACUUUAGUUCACUUUGAAAGAGCCGGAUUUUUAUUUUUCUCAUGUUUUUGGACAAAGACCCCUGGACCGUCCCCGGACCGUCCCCGGACCGUCCCUGGACCGUCCCUGGACCGUCCCCGGACCGUCUCUGGACAUUUGAAGUGUGGACGCAGAGACGAAGUGUUUUGUGUUUGUUUGUUCAGAUCAUUAAAGUCCUGAUGACGUCA
This is a messenger RNA of Boleophthalmus pectinirostris (great blue-spotted mudskipper), 1447 nucleotides long. It is a transcript of the gene trmt1, whose product is annotated as tRNA methyltransferase 1. Gene Ontology annotation, molecular function: RNA binding; metal ion binding. NCBI's taxonomy places the organism in Eukaryota, Metazoa, Chordata, Actinopteri, Gobiiformes, Gobiidae. Gene Ontology annotation, cellular component: nucleus. The annotation marks the transcript as partial. The transcript is spliced from 7 exons. The record is from RefSeq and is a predicted model, not a curated record. Gene Ontology annotation, biological process: tRNA N2-guanine methylation.